AUGGGCUCCGAUUUGGAGGAGUGCCCUGGCCUCCGCCACCACGGCAACCAAUUCCUGACCAAGCUCUUCAUCUCCGGGCUGCUCCUCUGUGCAUCCUUCACCCUCUUCUACUACUUCAACGAGUACAGCGCCGUCUCCAGAACGCUCUCUGCCGCUGUGGAGAGCGGAUCAUCCGCGUCGGUCCACGUUGGAGAAGGGAAGCCUCAGAGAGAUACAUCAGGCAAAUGCGACCUUUUUAAUGGGGAAUGGAUCCCAAAUCCUUUUGGAGCUGCAUACACCAGUAGUUGUCGUUUCAUUGCACACAAUCAAAAUUGCAUAAGAAGUGGACGAUCAAAUACUAGCUAUAUCAAUUGGAGAUGGAAACCACAAGACUGCGAUGUACCCUUAUUUGACCCAGACAAAUUUCUUAGUGCUAUGCGGAACAAAGUUUGGGCAUUUGUUGGUGACUCCAUCUUUCGGAAUUUUGCUGAAUCAUUUAUCUGCCUUCUUUCUAAGGCAGAGGAAGCUGUUGAGCUGUCCCACGACGAGGAUUACGAAUCCAAAGUGUGGCGGUUUCCCUCCUAUAAUUUUACCGUGUCGCUGAUUUGGAGUCCCUUCGUCUCCAAAGCGGAGAUGUACAACUAUGAUGUCUCUGAGAUGCACUCCGUAUUCCUGCUACACACCGACGUCCCGGAUGCGAAGUGGGCCGACCAAUACAGCACCUUCGACUACGUCGUCGUAGGCAGCGGCCAUUGGUAUUUGAAGAACUCGACGUUCUUCUAUCUGGAGAAGAACACCAUCGUCGGCUGCCACUACUGCGGUACACGAAGCUUCCCCGAGAUGGGGGUUGAUGCAGCCUACAGGAAGAUGCUCGGCUCUGUUUUCCGCUUCGUCGCCAGUUCUGCCCAUAAGCCCGUGGUGAUCUUGAGGACAUGGUCGCCGGAACACUACGAGAACGGGGAAUGGAACUCCCGUGGCACUUGCAACAGGGCGACACCGUAUAGGAGAGGGGAAUACGACGGGAAGGAGGUGGGUCGCGCGAUGCGAAGGAUAGAGCUGGAGGAGUUCGAGAGGGCGGCGCUGAUGGGAGAGGGAUCUGCACGCUUGAAGCUCUUCGACAUUUACCAGCUCAUGGUGCUGCGUCCCGAUGCGCAUCCCGAUCGGUACUGGGGAGGCGCUCAACAGGUCGUCAAGCGGAAGAGGCAGUGGCCUGUGCACGACUGCCUCCACUGGUGUUUGCCUGGUGCUGCCGACGCCUGGAGUGAUCUGAUGAUGGAGCUUGUGCUGAACGAGUGAUGUUUGUGGACGACCGGAACUUGUUUGUCGAAAUGUGGGGAGCUGAUUGCAACGUGGCAGCAAAAUAACUGCGAUUCCGUGUAACUUCAUUUGAUAGAUCUGCGAUUGUUUACUACUAAACCGAUUCAAUUCUGCAUUGUGACAAAUUAGGGGAAUGUUAAGGGGGGUGUGUGGUCUGAAAUACCUCUUUAUACCUGUUUUAUUAUCUGUUAUUAGUAAAAUAAUUUAUGAAUUGAAUAUGUAACCUCUAGUCAUUGUUGUUCAAGAACAAAUUUUUGAUGAAGAACAUCAAAUUCAUUGGAUAAUGCAUUCAAGAACAAUUGACGUCUUUGAUGAAUAGCCAUAGGCCUCUAUAUAUAGGCUAGAAAAGGGAUCUCAAUUUAAUAUAAUUCAUAAAAUACUUAAUGCAUUGUCCUUAAUGCCUUCAGCCAUCA
Molecule: messenger RNA, 1709 nt
Organism: Musa acuminata subsp. malaccensis (wild Malaysian banana)
Lineage: Eukaryota; Viridiplantae; Streptophyta; Magnoliopsida; Zingiberales; Musaceae
Source: RefSeq, a predicted model, not a curated record